This is a messenger RNA of Bactrocera neohumeralis, 1527 nucleotides long. RefSeq lists its product as uncharacterized. The coding region runs from base 168 to 1325 and encodes 385 amino acids. Lineage: Eukaryota; Metazoa; Arthropoda; Insecta; Diptera; Tephritidae. The transcript has 4 exons. The record is from RefSeq and is a predicted model, not a curated record.
AUACAUGAGGUUCUGACAGACAGUUCUACAAUUGGUAGCCGAGUGCAUUAGGAUUUUAGGAAAGUCGUAUAAAAAUAAAAUUAAUGCAAUAAAAUAAACAAAAACAGUCUAAGCAAAGUGUAAAAAUAUUACAGGCAAAAGAGCAAAUCAUGCCGCGUUAAUUGACAAUGGAAUUACACUCCUAUGCGAAACGAAAGGUCGCGAAAAAAUGGUCAAUUGAUCAAAAACGACAACUUGUUGAGGCACGCAUCAACCACGAUGGCUUGUUCACGAACAAAGCUACGACCAGUGUAGCACCUUGGAAAAAAAUCUUGAGUUUGGCCAAGUUAGACGACUACAAUGUGUACUUCGUACGCAAACAGUGGUCGAAUAUGGUCAACAAAUACAAACAAUAUAAGUUGAACCGUCUGGAUGUAAUACCAAAUGGCGCACAUGAUCCUGAAGAGAUACAAAAAAUUACGCAGGAGUGGGAAUUUUUUGAGCCAAUACACCGUUUUAUGACGUACAAAACCACCAAUUUGCAUUCGUAUGCGCUCCCAAUAACUAUACGUCUACCAGUACCACCUACGGCAGAUGAUGAUGAUGAUGGUAGCUCUAUUUCUUCCCCUGAUCAUCAUGACGCGUACAGUAGCGAUACGAACUAUGACUUCAACACGGCAGACGAACCAAGUGAACUAAGAGAAGCACAACCAAAUACAGAUCAUGAUUUUUAUACCAAGAAAAAUGGACUACCUUUGAACUACUUUGCUGACGAGAGCAAUGAUACACAGGAAUCCAUGUUAGUUGAACAACCAAUAACAUGUAAUGGUGUAACUGAAGGUAUGGAGCAAGUAAGACUGCAUGUAGCAGGUGAACAAAUUAUCGAAAUGAAAAUGGAACAAUUUAGCGAUGCAGAAAAGACUGUCGAGCAAGGUCGACCACCAGUUUACAUAGAAGAGAAUGCGCAAAAGCCGAGCACAUCUGCUGCUGGUCGAGUGAAUAAUUGCCCAAGGCGUCCAAAAGAACGACCGCUUAGCGAAAGGGAACGUUACUACCGACACAAACGUCGCUACAAUCGACGACUUGAGCGACGUUUCGAUGCCCUCCUCAACGUAUUUGGGCAAAUAGUCAAAGCUGAGUACCCAAAUAUUAAUGUUAGUCCUUUAAUUGGCGCCGCCACACAAGGCAUAACACUGGCAAAUAAUCUUUUCAAGAGCGAAAAUGAAAAUGAUAGCGCCGAUGAGGAAAAUGAGUCAUCAAGCGAUACAGAACGAAUACCAUUUAACACGGCGGCGGGAGGUGCAGCCAGUGAAGGAUUUGGUAAUGAAGGGCGAGCAGAACGCUAAUGAUAUAAUAAAAAAAAGUGAAAUUUAGGUGAAAAAAGAGUGUUUAGCUAAAUUUAUGACGCUUUGAGAAUUAUGACUGGGUGAAUAUUAAUAACAGAAAAAAAAUAUUUUGUAAUGUUUGAGUGUACACGUACAUAGUACAUACUAUAUACAAAGCCGAAAUUUACCAAAUAAAAAUUAUAUUAAAUUUUGUGGAAAUUUA